AUGAUUACGUUUUUAUUACUAACUUACAAAGAUAUUGACAAAAAUUGUUAUUCAAGUGACGGAAAAAACCUUACAAAAGUUAACGAUACAUCACAUGACCUCAGAAUAUCAUCUACAUGCGAAAUCAUCCAAGAUAAAUGCUUUUUCCGGCUUGACACUUUAGUUUCCUUCUCAUUUGAAGAAAAUCCUAACUUAACAACAAUUGGAAGUUAUAGUUUUCAAGAAUGUAGAUAUCUUACUAUUAUAAAUCUAUCAUCGUGCACUAAACUUACAAAAAUAUCUUCUUAUGCAUUUAGUCGCUGCGGUAGUGUCACUCAGAUACUUUUACCAGAAGGACUCCUUGAAAUAGGAAACAAUGCAUUUCAAGGUAAUUAUCAAGUGACCAGUAUUAACAUACCUGCAUCAGUUAAAAUAAUAGGUAGACAAGCAUUUUCUGGCUGUGAUAAACUACAAAAUGUUACUUUUGAAGAAGGAUCAAAUUUAACUUCAUUAGAAGAUAAAGUAUUUACUCAAGCUGCAAUUACUUCGUUUCAAAUUCCAGAAAAAGUUUCUAAAAUUCAUGGAGAAGCAUUUUCAGAUGGAAAAUUAACAAAUAUUUUGGUUCAUCCUAGUAGUAACUACUUAACAGUUAAAGAUUAUGUUAUUUAUUCGAAAAAUAAAAGUAUUGUAUUUUUUAUUUGUAACAAAACAGGAUAUGAAAUUCCAGAUACAGUUACAACUAUUAGAGAGGAAUGCUUUUAUUUUUCAUCUAUUAAAACAAUUAUUGUUCCAGCAAAUGUGAAAAGAAUUGAAGGUACUGCUUUCUUUGGUUGUAAUAAUUUGAUAAAUGUUACUUUUUUAGGUCCAAUAGAUUACUUUGGUAUGCAGGCAUUUGAUUUUUGUAGAAAUCUUGAACUAAUUAUAUUCCCUAAUUCAACAAUGACUGUUGGCGGAUCUAGUUUUGUUACAAAUUCUAUGCCAAAAGUCAGUUUGUCAUUCACUUGCAAAACUCUAUUUUCUUCAAUAUCAAUUAGAAGAAAUACAAAUGUUUCAAUUUCAUAUCUAAAUAAACCAAAUCUUAUUAUUACACCAUAUUGCUUGAUUAUGGAUUUUAAUCAAACCGUAAUUUAUGAAUAUUGGGGAUACGACUCUGGUAAUAUUGAAAUUCCUAAAAAUGUUACAAAAAUAGAAGAUAAAGCAUUUGAAAAUUCUAAAAUUCUGUAUUUUAAUUUCACAGAAGAUUCUCAAAUCACUUAUAUAGGAAAAGAUGCAUUUAGAAAUUGUUCAAAUCUAAUAUCAUUUCGUUAUUCAUUUCCUAAAUUACAAACAUUAGGAAUGUCAUCAUUUAAAGAUUGCAUUAAUUUAGAAAAUUUUACAUUUUCAUCACCAACUUUGAUUAUAAUGACUAAUGCAUUUGAGAAUUGCAUUAAAUUAAAGAAUGUUAAUAAUAUUUUAAAUAUUCCUAAUUAUUGUUUUUAUGGAUGUACUAAAUUAGUAGAAGUUACAAUUCGAGAAGGAUCAGAAUCCAUUGGAUAUAAAUCAUUUGAGAAUUGUUCUUCAUUAUUAUGUAUUAAAAUUCCACAAUCUUUUAAAAUUAUUUCCAAAUAUUCAUUUCUACAUUGUAAGAAAUUAAAAUCAAUUAUAUUCAGUGAAACAAACUCACUUGAUAGUUUUUCAAUUAAUUCUAUUUCAGAAUGCAAAUCUCUUACAAAUAUCAGUAAUUUUUCAUCAGAUAAAUACAGAUGUAUUGAUAAUACUUUAUACUACAAAAACAAUACUAAAUGGGAACUUAUUUUUCAUUUGAGUGAAUCAAAAGACAAAGAACUCAACAUUAACUGCAGUGUUAUCUGUAGUUAUUCAUUCAAUUCGAGUAACAACAUUGAGAAAAUCAAUAUUGAAUCAGAUAGUGUUUCUGUUAUUGAAGAUCAUUCAUUCAACAAAUGUCUUAAUCUGAAAUACAUCAAUUUCCCACUUUCAGUUUCAGAUGUUGAGAUUGAUGCAUUCCAUGAUUGCAAAUCCAUUCGAUGUCCUCUUAUUAUUGAGAACACAUCCACAGAUUAUCUUAAAAUGAUUGUUUCUUCCGGAAUUCCACGAAGACUUAUGGUUUCAUGUCAUAUUGCACAUGUUUCGAAGAAUUAUUUAAAUCAUAAAUAUUUACGUUAUCCUUCUACACAUCUUUUCUGGAAACAUCUUACUAAAUAA
Trichomonas vaginalis G3 is the source of this 2181-nucleotide messenger RNA. RefSeq lists its product as uncharacterized. The coding region runs from base 1 to 2181 and encodes 726 amino acids. Lineage: Eukaryota; Parabasalia; Trichomonadida; Trichomonadidae. The record is from RefSeq and is a predicted model, not a curated record. The transcript has a single exon.